Messenger RNA from Danaus chrysippus (African queen), 3057 nucleotides. The record is from the annotation of a GenBank genome assembly. Lineage: Eukaryota; Metazoa; Arthropoda; Insecta; Lepidoptera; Nymphalidae.
AUGAUUUUUGGUAUAUUAAAUUUGCUCGUUGUAAAUAUAAUAACAUUAUGUCACGGCUACAUCCACCUCGCCUCCAUGAAGAUUUACCAACACGAUACAAACAAAACUAAUUCUUUGUUUGGCUACAGCAUUGCUUACCAAUCAGGGAUUCAAAGAUUGAUUAUCUCGUCACCACUUGAAAACGAGAAUGGACAAGUUUUUACAUUGUCCUUGAAUUCUUCAAAAAUUGAAACUGUUACACUGGACCCAAAAUUUCUACCACGAAGAGAAAAUUUUGACUCCAUGGGUUGGAGUAUAGACGUAGCGAACUCUGGUCAAGUCUUAAUAGGUUCACCAGCAAUGUUGACAGGUCGUGUGGUGUUAUAUGAAAAUCCUUACAGCAAAGACUUCCCUAAACUCAUAUAUAAGAUGAAUCAAGAAAACAUAGCUCGUCACAAUUACGGUUACAGCUUAGCAAUAGCAGAAUUUUUUGAUCAAAGCACAGUCUACGCAGUCAGUUCUACGUUUGGAUUUGGAAAGGUUUAUUUUUUUGACACGAAGCUACAAAAUAUAGCUAUUAUCAAAGAUAUAGAAAUUGGUUCGAUUUUCGGAGCAGCUCUGUGUCCAGUUCGUCUAGGAACAAAAGCCUUGUUAGUAGGAGCUCCGGCGUAUUUCGAUAAAACUUAUAACUAUGAUGUGGGAGCUGUAUACGUUUAUUUGGAUCAAACAGAAGAAGGUUCGAAGAAAAUGCUUCUGAAACGAAAAAUCAAAGGUUUAUCUUAUGGAGGCUACUUUGGUCACGCUAUUGCUAGUCUUGGUGAUAUAGAUGGAGAUAAUAAAGAUGAGAUUGUCAUAGCAGCACCUUUUGAAGACGGAAUCGGGGCAGUGUACUUCUUCUCUGGUGCUGGUGUUUUGGAUGGAUUAUCUCAACCGAGAAAAAUUCAACCCGAGGGUUUCCAAUCCUUUGGAUUCAGCUUAACUAUAUUGGAAGACUUGGAUGGGAAUGGUUGUAAAGAACUAGCGGUAGGAUCUCCCAGAGACAACAAAGUGGUUAUUUUUAAAACUAUCGCAUUUAUUAAAGUAAUACUGAAAGCAGAUUUAAAUCAAGAGAGUGACAAAGAAUUUGUAUUGACGACAUGUAUCGAUGGAGUUUAUCCUUUAAAACCAGAAAAUAUAACUGCAGAUAUAGCAAUUGAAAUGAAGUUAAAAAAUGCAGUGUUCACAACAGUGUCCUCAAAUGGUCUUUAUCAAUACGAGGUUUCCAUGGCCGAAAAGAGAAAGCAUUGUAGAAACUUCACACUCCAAGUGCAUGAGGAUGCUGAAAAAGGUUUUGAUUACGAAAUAAUGUCAUAUGAAGUAACUGCAUCUUUAAAAGAAGGUCCAGAAGAGAUGCUCGAAUUUGAUCCAUCAAGAGUUCUUCUGAGUGAUGAAAGUAUUUUAAAACAACAAGGACAAAAGUGGAAAGAUGAUACCUCGUUGCAAGAACCGCAGCUUCACCUCAAUAUAUCCACUUCAAUGACACAACCGUAUAUGAUUGGUUCUUCGUACCAAGAAACGUUUAUAUUGUCAGUAUUAAACGAAGGUGGUGCAGCACAGGCGGCUUGUAUGCAUCUGGAAGUAGAAGGAGCGAGAGUUAUAGCACACCCAUCUUCGUGUAGACGUGAGCUGGACAUUUUAAUCUGCAGACACAACCACGUCAUAAACACCAAUGAGUUUUGGAUAAAUGAAAUUCUAAUAGAAACAGAUUAUUUGACAAGUAUUCAUGACGUUCUUACGAUCCGUUGUGAUUUAUAUCCACAAUGUGGCGGUAAAAAUGUAUCAAGUUUCCAAGAAAUUAUUGAACUGAAACCUUACAACCACAUGGUUGUAAUUAAAGGCCAAUCCAAUCCCGAUGAAAAGUUACCAAUUACUCUUGAUGAUCUACAUACGGGCAAAUCAUUUGAUCAUGUAUAUACGAUUUACAACUACGGCCUCACCAACUGGGUGGGAGUGCAAAGUGAGAUCGUUUUACAAAAUUCUCCAUUCAUCGACUACUCAGAUGCACCAAUAAAGGUUUACGCAUACACAUCUUUAAUCGAAUGUGAAAUUGGCAAUAAAAACCGAUCUGAAGAAAAAAUUAGAGUGUUAUGCAAAAUCGGUGACUUGGGAAAACAAGAAAAAGUGGUUGUCGUUGUUGCCAUGAAAAUUGCAAAGAAUACUUUAGAAUUCGACAGUGAAGAUCAGAAUAUCACAGUCACCUCGUCUAUGGAAGUGCUGCUUCGGGACGGAAACAAAUUUUUAAGAAAAGCUAAAAUCAUAUGUGAAUAUGAGGGUGCCGAAAUCUUGGUACUAACUUCGGAAUACGACAUCAUCCAAGCCCAUGAAAUGUUUAAACAGUAUCCUGACCUUGACAAUUACGCCUGGGUAGCAGGUGAUGGUAAACAACACGAUUCUGCCGAGGUGAAACCAAUCAUUGACUUGGACUACUUAUACUUAGGGGAAGCACAAGAAAAUGUAAAGGUUGACGAAUGUGAUGUCAUCCAAAGAGAUGGGAAGGUAGACAGCUGCAAUUGUUACCGACAAUUGCCUUUUAUCUGUAAAGUUGAAGCCAAGAACGCUUUCUAUGAUCCUCACUGUAAGGUCUUUGGUAAAGGUUACCAAUAUUUUGAAAGUGUGGGCAGUUGUUACAAAGUACCUAAGAUAUCUUAUUCCUGGAAUCAAGCGUAUGCAGAUUGCCAGUCGCAAGGAGCUCACUUGGCAGUGUUGAACUCUGAAGCUGAACAUAGCGUUGUUCAACAUCAAAUUUUGAAUAACAUUGAAGACUCUCUUGCUACUGUAUAUCACCCAAAAACCACGUGGUUUUUUAUCGCUGGUAUAAGAGCACAAAAAGUAACCGAUGGAUCUGAACUAGUUUUUCAGACUAUUUUUAAUCAGACUUUAGAAGAGGCUGGCUAUAAUCAAUGGUCACCCAACGAACCCAACAAUUCAUUAGGUAAUGAGUACUGUGGGACCAUAUUUAAAAACGAUGGCAAAUACAACGAUGUCGACUGCUCCGACUAUUACUCCUUUAUUUGCGAAAAGGAAGUAGACAAUUUAUAG